Ruditapes philippinarum (Manila clam) is the source of this 1541-nucleotide messenger RNA. RefSeq lists its product as uncharacterized. The transcript has 4 exons. The record is from RefSeq and is a predicted model, not a curated record. The coding region runs from base 152 to 835 and encodes 227 amino acids. Lineage: Eukaryota; Metazoa; Mollusca; Bivalvia; Venerida; Veneridae.
AACAUUCGCUAACCAAAUUGGUAGACAAUUAUUUCAUUACCGAAUGCAAUUUACGUCACUGUUUACAUCGGGAAGAAAUUUUGAGAUUGAAAUGCGCAUUUAUACAAGAUUGUGAAACGGUUACGUGUUCGGUCGGGCACUUUGGAUUUCAAUGCAGAUAUUUAAAAGUUCAAAGCAACAUGUGGCUGUGAUAAUGAUGUUGGAAAUUUGUUUUAGUUUAACUAAUGAAAUUUCAUGCGGACAUGUGGAUGAGAAUAUUACGGCUGUUGAUCUUUUAGACAACAUUAAAACAGAAACAACAAAAGUGUAUAACGACACGAAUGAAUCAACUUUAAAGAACAACAUAACGGAGUCGAAAACAUGUAUUAAUUGCAGUUUAUCGGCCCGUGACAUAAAAAAUGUUGAAGAAAACUGCUCUAUAUCUCGGGGCUGGAACCUCAAAGGUUCCGACUGGGGUUGUUGUGGCAACUAUCCUGGCUGCUGCACGUUCGCUUCUUUCAUCUGCUACAUACACGACGCUCUGUGCAAAUGUUGCGAUGUUGGUGGCACAUUCUGCGGGCCUACUUGCAAACCGGAAGUGUCUUGUGCAAGUUUUACUGCUGACAAAACUAAAGAUAACAAUUGUGCUGAUAAAAUUCUAAAUUUUACUAACACCACACACGAAAAUCAGGAACAUUUUAAUGUUGAUUAUGUUGAUGCAAUGAAUCAGACAGACAGUAGAAAUAAUACGCAAAGGAACUUUUUUCUCCGCGGAAGAGCUGUAAGUGGAUCUGAGGACAAUGUUUCUCAAGAUGGCGGCGACUGUGAAGAAGGAAGUGGAGAAAUCGACUCGUGAAAGACCGUGGAUACGUCAGUAGUUAAAAGCUAAAUUACAGCAGUUUUGGCACUGAUUAGAAAAAUAAUCAUUAGCAUUGAGUGCAUUUAGAAAAUCACCAAGGAUUAUUUCGUCUGUUACCAAGGUGCCAUUUACUUUAGUCAUUUUUUUUUAACGAAAAAUGUAUUUCUCUUGAAAACAUAAUGCAGCACCCAGUUAGAAUAUCAAUCGAAAUAUCGUACCUUUAUUCAGGGUCUUUCAAACUUGCUCUAUUAAAGAGACAUUACUGCAAUAGUAGUGCAUACAUUUUAUAAGAGUUACGUCCCUUUGUCCAUAUAACACUUUAUUUUCAAUUAUGAUAUAAUGCAAAAUAUAAUUAAAGCGGCACUCAGUGGUAUCUUUUAUGUAAAUUUUCAUUGAAAAGUCAACAUGAGCUCAAUGACAGAUUACUGGAAAAGUUGCAAUAUAGACAGAUUUAAUAUGUUUAGAAAAUAACAUCGUUUUCUGUUUUUCUUAUCCAUUUAUUUUUUUGGCCAAGAUUUACUCUAAUUCGACUUCCAGAAGAGUUCCUGGUCCAGUAUCAACAACUUCCGGUCAAACAUUUCAAAUAUAUUAUAAUAAAUGUAACUUACCAACAAUGUAUAGUUUCCAGUUUUUACAGGCCUAUAAUGUUAUGUUUUGUUGUGAUUCUUACAAAUUGAUUAAAUAUAGCUACGUUAUAAAAGAA